CCCAGUUUUCUCAUCACCUCAUCGCCAGCUCACGAGAGACAGCGAUGCGAUCUGCGCUGUAAUCUUUCCUAUAUGAAUCUACUCGAAAGUUACUCUGAUAAAAAGAAAAUUGAGCAUUCAACUGCGCUGCCACAGGGUAACGACGGGAUCCCAAGUUCUUUAUAUUUAUAGUUUGUGAGCGUAUGUAUUCGUAAAUAUCUUUCGGCCGCGGAGCAAGAGAAGACAUGCCGCACGGCAGAUUUCGGCUAACUCCUUGCCGAAGGUGCACUACCUGGAAGUUACUGCGUUCAGUCUAAUAGAACCUAAACUCUCCGAAGCGAACCUGCACUCGGAAUAUUGUCUGCGCAAAUUGGUUAGCCGCUCAAACUGGUUACCCAAUUUAACCCAAUCUGUAUUCGUGCUUAAUCUUGCCUUCAUGAACCUCUGUCUCUUACCUAGUGCUUUUGUUCAAAGGUAGUAUUUUCCAAUCUGGCACAGGAGAUCAAAAUGCAUGCAGUGCCUGUUGCAUAAGUCUUCCGGCCACGGCGACAAUUUUAUGCGACAAAAAAAAAAAAAAGGAAGUGAGCUCACGCACACUGACAGCGACCUGUUAUCUGAAGCAAAGAGGACGAAACAGCGCCAGCGGUCAGACGAUGUUCGGGUGGUUAAGUUUGUCCAUUAAUGCAGGCCAUCCUGAGUGACGUACUUGGAAAGUCAAUGAUGGCAUCGGCCGAAGCCCACCACACUCUGUCUUGGGCGUCACCCAGAGGAAGACUAACAAAGAGCCGCACAACAUCGACAAGCACAACCUGAUCCAAGCAUGCAGCCGCUUUGCCUGCCGCUGCGAUGAAAGCGAAGCAAAAAGAGAACGGAGGGGGUGGUACGCAGAGGGAUCAGGGGAGCCCUCACCCAGGUCCUUGGAGUCUUUGCGCUUAGGCCACUGCGGUGGAUGAGCCGGGCAAGUUCAGCGAUGGUAGCGCCUACGGUAACCUAUGUCUCUCUAUCUAACCGUUGGAUCUUUGUACCAGCAUAAUGCUAUAAAUAAAGUAUUAUUUUAUUUGUUCUCGAAUAUCAAGUGCACUCUCUCAAUCCCUGCAUAUAUAGUCACGUCGCCUUAUGGCGUUGUGGCCCUGCUAUAGACUGCUUCUCGAGAACCUUGUUCUAUGCAACUACAGCGUCAAAGAGCAGCAUGUGCAGCCAGACAUCGUUUUUUAGCGUUAAGAGAAUUAGUGAACCGGAUAAUCGCCGAAAAAAGAAAACCUGAAACUCGACGCGAAAAAUUGUUCCACCGAGAAAAGUUGUGUGAAAGUUCAUCUAGAGCAGUAUUUUGCAGCAAAGGGCCGAACCUUCAGGUGGAAAUAAAAACCCAAAAUAGUACGCCGAAUUUUGGAGAAAAAAAAAAUAAUAAUAAUAAUAAUAAUAAAUGCGAAAUGCUAACGCAUUUCGCAUUUCGACCGUGUUUCUUUGAGGUCACGGAUAUAUGGUUUAUACCACGUUGACCACACUGCAAAGUGUUGUUCAGGAGCUUACUCGACACAUGUACAUUAGUGAAGCAUAAUAUAACAGGAGCCGGCACAGAAAAAGUUCAAAGAAUAAAAGCACGGAGGGAAAAUAACAGGACUUUACUGACGUUUCGGCCGCGGGCUGGCCGCAAGGUCAGUAAAGUCCUGUUAUUUUUCCUAUGUGCUUCUAUUUGAAAUAUAUAGGUAUAUAAUGUACUGUUUCCAGGUCACCGGCUUCCCACACUUCACAUACACUUUUUCUUCACUUUGACACUCCUAAUCCUAACGCAUUAAAAAUAAAAAUAAAGAACUUUGCACUCUAAUAACGAGCCAUGUAGUGACUAUUACUAAUGAUAAGAAAAGAAAGGAAGAAGAAACCAGGUUAACAGAAAAAAAAAAAGCAGGCGCAACGCAAUGACCGCAGCGCGGUGGGUCUCAAAGAGGACAAGGUCUCCAGCUCCUCGUACGGCGCGUCUGCUGUUUCACUCGGAACUCUCUAUGCUCGCAGCUCUGGCCGUGGUAGGUUUGGAACGCACAUUCUAGCCCGGCCGUGCACCAGACGACGCCGGGCUCGUGCGAGGGCCUUCGCUCCUCUCGAGGAAGGAGACGCCGCUCGCUCGAACGCAGAGCGACUGUCUAAUUAAAAUAACAAUAAUAAAGAGAGAGAGACAAAGAAUUGGGCGACGGCGGCGGGUGGCGCCACUUCGAAAGGUCCGCGGCAACGGUGGGAUGUGCUUUGGAAAAGAACGUGAGCUUCGGCGCCAUAGCUGAAAGCGCGUGUUGUGCAGAGAGGAAGAAAAUUUCGCCAAAGCGCGACCCGCAGCCCUAGCAGCAUUAUCAGCGCAGGUCAAUUGCCGGUGCUCGCUAUCCCCACGAGACCCCCGGGCCCAGUUGGCCAGAGGCGCGCGUCUCGCGAAGGCGCGGAUGGAAUUCAACUGGCGCCAGGAAGCCGACCAACCGACCAUGGACUCAGAGGACCAGGACACUGUCAGCUGCGCCAUCGAAGACGACGAGGUGUACCUAGUCGAUACCGACGAGUAUGCGUCGGGAGGUUUCAGCGUCAAUGGCAGCUUGGAGGACGAUGAUGCCGUUGACGGGUGCCUGCUCGAAGGACUCCAAGAUGGCACCAGCGACUGUUGGCUACAUGGCCGCCAGGCCAAUAUCAGCGAAAGCCUGCUACGUGCAGAAGAUCCCCGAAUUGUUUUCGGGGAAGACUCCCAGAACGCCGUUGUGCAUGUCCACUACGCGGAGGAGACGACCGAGUACGCACAGGAAGACAUGCAAGGUGCAGUCCUGGUCGGGGGUGAAGAACCUCAGUGCGCGUAUGUAGACCCUCUGGAUAAUGGAGAUUUCCAGGCAGUGGUGGAAGACCUUCCGGAGGAGUGCAGGGGCCUACUGAGAGCAGCUAUAGCAUCCUGGGGCAAGGCUAAAGACAUUAGACGCGAAGACAUUCGGGUUUCUGAAGAAAACAUCCAGCAAGCAGCUGAAAACCUCCAGCUAGCGGGUGAAAUCUUCAAGUUUGUGGGCGAGAUGUUCCAGUUCGCGGCAAGAAACGUCGAACUUGCUGCUGGAAGCCUCCAGCGUAACGAAGGGAACCUCCAGGACGCCGAUGGAGACCUCCAGGAUGCGGCUAGGGACCCCGAAGGUGAGCUUCGUCCUUCUUAA
Molecule: messenger RNA, 3146 nt
Organism: Dermacentor andersoni
Lineage: Eukaryota; Metazoa; Arthropoda; Arachnida; Ixodida; Ixodidae
Source: RefSeq, a predicted model, not a curated record